Messenger RNA from Vespula pensylvanica (western yellowjacket), 599 nucleotides. Its product is annotated as selenoprotein K-like. The transcript has 4 exons. The record is from RefSeq and is a predicted model, not a curated record. Gene Ontology annotation, cellular component: endoplasmic reticulum membrane; Golgi apparatus. Bases 206 to 481 code for a protein of 91 amino acids. NCBI's taxonomy places the organism in Eukaryota, Metazoa, Arthropoda, Insecta, Hymenoptera, Vespidae. Gene Ontology annotation, biological process: endoplasmic reticulum calcium ion homeostasis; calcium ion transport.
UAUAUAUAAGGGUUUAUAAGGGACACCGUAAAUAUUACUUUUAAUUCGUCGCUGAUAAGAUUGACCAUUCUUGUUGCGUAUCGAACGUCAACGAAUUAAACCGUGAUAAUUGGAAUACGAUAUUACACAAAAAGAUUAUAAUAAUUUAACAAUAGUAACAGUGAAUUCAUAUUCUAUUAAAAUUUGUCAACGUGACUACAUAAACAUGGUUUAUAUAUCGAGUGAUGGCAAAAUUCAUGACUCAGUACCUUGGGGCUUUAAAAAAAUUACCAAUUUCUUUUCAUCCAUAAUAUAUCUGAUAAUAAUGUUCUUCAAGACAUUAUUUGGUAUGGAUAUAAAUAAAAGUGACGGCAAAAGUUCGAAAGAUAAUAGACCUGGUUUUGGUCCACCAAAACCUCCAGGCCGGAAACUAGGUAGACUUAGAAACAUUGACCAUAACGUUGACGUUCCCGUUGGAGGUUGCAGCAGUUGUCUACUAUAAUAAAAUAUUUGAAUCUACUAUGAUAAAAUAAGAUAAUGGAUAAUUUAUUUCUAUCAAAGAAGUUUUAUCGAAUUAAUGUGCUUAUUUAAAUAUUAAAGCUCAGAAAUAUAAUAAAUAA